Messenger RNA from Dromaius novaehollandiae (emu), 2478 nucleotides. RefSeq names its product FERM domain containing kindlin 1 (gene FERMT1). The record is from RefSeq and is a predicted model, not a curated record. Bases 1 to 2034 code for a protein of 677 amino acids. NCBI's taxonomy places the organism in Eukaryota, Metazoa, Chordata, Aves, Casuariiformes, Dromaiidae. Gene Ontology annotation, cellular component: focal adhesion. Gene Ontology annotation, biological process: integrin-mediated signaling pathway; cell-matrix adhesion. Gene Ontology annotation, molecular function: integrin binding. The transcript is spliced from 14 exons.
AUGACUUCCUCAAGUGAAUACGGGUCCAACUCUUGGGAGCUCCUGGUGGUAGUCGAUCAUCAGUACGAAGAGGAGCAAAAGGAAUUUAUACUACGGGUCUCAGGGGACCUUCAUAUUGGAGGAGUGAUGCUGAAAUUAGUAGAACAAAUUAAAAUAUCACAGGAUUGGUCAGAUUAUGCUCUUUGGUGGGAGCAGAAAAAAUGUUGGCUUUUGAAAACCCACUGGACACUGGAUAAAUGCGGGGUGCAGGCAGAUGCUAAGCUGCUCUUCACUACUCAGCACAAAAUGCUGCGGCUUCGCUUGCCAAACAUGAAGACUGUGAGACUGAAAGUCAGCUUCUCUUCUGUAGUGUUCAAAGCUGUCAGUGACAUCUGCAAAAUUCUCAAUAUUAGGCGGUCAGAAGAACUCUCUUUGUUGAAGCAAUCAGAAGAUGCACUCAAAAAGAAAAAGAAAAAAGACAAGAAUAGCAAAGAACCAGUUAUAGAAGAUAUUUUAAACUUGUGCAACUCUGCAGUGAUUUCUGGAUUACCAGGAAGUCCAGGUUUAUAUAGUAAAACCAUGACACCUAUUUAUGAUCCUGUCAAUGGGACACCAGCUUCUUCUACAAUUACCUGGUUCAGCGACAGUCCCUUGACUGAGCAGAACUGCAGCAUCCUCGCCUUCAGUCAUCCCAACUGUUCUCCAGAAACACUAGCAGAGAUGUACCAGCCUCGGACUUUAGCUGACAAAGCAAAACUUAAUGCAGGCUGGCUAGAUUCAUCUCGAUCGCUAAUGGAACAAGGCAUUCUAGAGGACGAUCAACUUCUUUUACGUUUUAAAUAUUACACUUUCUUUGAUCUGAAUCCAAAAUAUGAUGCAGUGCGAAUAAACCAGAUAUAUGAACAAGCCCGUUGGGCCAUCCUGUUGGAAGAAAUUGACUGCACAGAGGAAGAAAUGCUGAUCUUUGCUGCGCUACAGUACCAUGUAAGCAAAUUAUCAUUGUCAUCAGAGGCACAAGAUUUCAUCUGUGAAUCAGAAGUAGAUGAAGUAGAAGCUGCACUUUCUAAUCUGGAAGUGACACUGGAAGGUGGAAAAACAAGCAACAUUUUGGAGGACAUCACAGACAUCCCGAAACUUGCUGAUAAUCUCAGGCUAGUUAGGCCCAAGAGGCUGUCACUGAAAGCCUUCAAGCAAUAUUGGUUUGUUUUUAAAGACACUUCAGUAUCUUAUUUUAAAAACAAGGAGUCUGGGCAGGGAGAACCUAUUGAGAAACUAAACCUAAAAGGAUGUGAAGUUGUACCAGAUGUAAAUGUUGCAGGAAAGAAGUUUGGAAUCAAAUUACUAAUUCCUGUUGCUGAUGGCAUGAAUGAAGUAUAUUUAAGAUGCGAUAAUGAGAAUCAAUAUGCUCGGUGGAUGGCUGCUUGCAUCUUAGCCUCAAAAGGCAAAACAAUGGCCGAUAGCUCUUAUCAUCCUGAGGUCCACAAGAUCCUCUCAUUUUUAAAGAUGAAGAACUGGGCUGUGUCUCCUCAGGCUGCCUCCGAUUCAGAAAGCAUUGACAUGAAACCAGAAUGCUUCGUCUCACUCCGUUAUACAAAAAAAUACAAGUCCAAGCAGUUGGCUGCUCGUAUUCUGGAAGCCCACCAAAACGUAGCCCAGAUGUCCCUAGUGGAGGCCAAGCUGCGUUUUAUUCAAACAUGGCAGUCCCUCCCUGAGUUUGGCUUAUCCUACUACAUUGUAAGGUUUAAAGGAAGCAAGAAGGAUGAUCUGCUCGGCGUGUCCUAUAACAGGCUCAUAAGGAUAGAUGCAGCCACAGGAGACCCUAUCACAACAUGGAGGUUCUCCAACAUGAAGCAAUGGAAUGUGAACUGGGAAAUACGCCAGGUUGCAAUCGAGUUUGAUCAGAAUGUGUCUAUUGCUUUCACAUGCCUGAGUGCAGACUGCAAAAUCAUCCAUGAGUAUAUUGGGGGUUACAUCUUCUUGUCAACCCGCUCCAAAGACCAAAACGAAACACUGGAUGAAGAUCUGUUCCAUAAAUUAACUGGAGGUCAGGAAUGACGUGAAGCAAGCUCUCCUCCUCUCUUUCCCCCCAGCUAAAAGGACCAGAGAUUAAACAAGACUCUGACUGUUAACUGUUGGCUAAUAAAUAUACUGUAUAUUACAAUCCCGUAAUAUGACUGAACUAUUUCCAGCUUCUUUGUUAAAUAUUGAAGCCAAGGUCACUGGAUGGAGUAUGGCAACUCCAUCAUCAAAACUAGGAUGAUUAGACUUGUUUUCCUUUUGUACAACUAGAACUUUUCAAAUGAAAGGUAUGUAGCCACUGGGGAUUUCUGAGUCUAGUAUUUUUAAUUGCAACAAUCUGUUUUAGUAUCCAGAACAAGGAACUUGAGGACGUUGUAUAGCAAAUUUUAUUCUCUGUUACAGCUCUGCAAAUCACAUUGGCUAGCAUGUCUCAGGAUUAAACAGGACUAAAGCUGAAUAAAUAACAUUUUUUUAAAGCUA